This is a messenger RNA of Salvelinus sp. IW2-2015, 1527 nucleotides long. Lineage: Eukaryota; Metazoa; Chordata; Actinopteri; Salmoniformes; Salmonidae. The record is from RefSeq and is a predicted model, not a curated record.
CAUCCCCAUCCCCCAUUCCGCGGUGUUCCCAACGCCGCUGCAAGCUCGAAAUCGCUGUAGUGAGAAGCUAGAGCGCCGACACCGUUUACAUUGCCAGUGCCAGCGAGUUUGAAGAUACCUGAACAAAAUAAGGAAUUUAGAGAGCCACAUUUGUCAAUCAGACAUUGUAAGAACAGAUUAUCCAGCAGUAUGAAUCCUGUCUACAGUCCUGUUCAGCCUGGAGCUCCCUACGGUAACCCCAAGAACAUGGCCUACACAGGCUACCCAGGAGGUUACCCCACUGCUGCUCCCACCUACACACCCAACCUCUACCAAACAGGCAGUCCAGGGUACCCACCGGGAUACACUACAGCGUACUCCAUUAUAAAGUGCCCCCCCACCCAGACGAACGGAGCCCCCCGCCCUACUCCCCCUCCCCCAACCCUUACCCAGACAGCCAUGUACCCCAUCAGAAGUGCCUACCCCAGCAGAAACUUAUAUGCACAGGCGUAUUACACCCAGCCUGUGUAUGCUGCUCAGCCUCAGCCACAUGUAAUCCACCACACCACAGUGGUUCAGCCAAACAGCMUGCCCUCAGCCCUCUACCCCGCCCCGGUCCAAGCCCCUAGAAACAACGGAAUGGCUGCCAUGGGGAUGGUUGCCGGGACCACCAUGGCUAUGAGUGCAGGAACCCUGUUGACCACGCCUCAGCACGCUCAGCUGGGUGCUCACCAACACGUCACCAUGCCACAGUACCGGCCCCAGGGCACACCUGGUUACAGCUAUGUCCCUCCCCACUGGUAGACACCGCCCCCGAGAGAUCUGGAGUCCAACGUAUGCAACUACUCCAGUCUUACACGGGCUUCUUACGGUCACCAUGGCAACCUCACAUCUGUCUGCAACAACAAAACUAAAGAGCAACGGACACUUGCUGCAUUCUGUAGUGUUUUAUAAAAGCUGCUUUUUUAUUUUUUUUACACAACGAUUAUUUUCUUCUUUGAUUUGCCAAUAUGUCAUUGCAUUACAUUGUUUUCUUUUGUUUGUUUUAUUUAUUUCAUUUUCUUUUYUUUUUUUAUCAUCAUUUCAAUUUUUCCAUUGUUAUUGGAACUCCAGAGUGAUUGACCAAUCAUGGGUGUCUGUUGCUCUGCUUGUGGUCCGUGUUCUGUUGGUGUGUUCCAGAUCCAAUGGUGGGAAUGUACUGAACACUUCCUCCACCACCUUCAUCAUCAAUUUAUGCUGCCAAAUUUUCUAACGAUUAGAUGUCAGCACAGGGUUUUGAUUUCAUUCAUUUCUAUUUGUUUUAAUCCCUUAAUUUUCCUUUCCAACAAAGCACUGUCUUGGAACAGCAUACCUCUUGUUUUUCUCUUUGUUCACCUCUGUUCUCCUUCUGAUCUUCAUCUUCCAGCUUCUAGCUGUUUCUUACAUAGAUCUGUAACAACUAGAUCCGCUGUCUGACUAGAUCCGCAACAUCUAGAUCCACUGUCUGACUAGAUCCGCUGUCUGACCAGAUCCGCUGUCUGACUAGAUCUGUAACGUCUAGAUCCACUG